Pieris macdunnoughi is the source of this 531-nucleotide messenger RNA. The record is from the annotation of a GenBank genome assembly. NCBI's taxonomy places the organism in Eukaryota, Metazoa, Arthropoda, Insecta, Lepidoptera, Pieridae.
AUGACCAUUACCAACGAUGUAGUUCUGCCGGAAGAAUCGGAGUUAACUGUGCAAGAAAUUAAUUUAUCGACUCCAACAUUACAUGCAGGCUCUUUCCAUUUAGGAAAAUAUUGUGAAGAAGUGAAUAAUGAAUUCAUGCUAUGUCGCUUUGAAGAGAAAGAUCCUAGAAAAUGUAUAAAUGAGGGCAAAGCUGUCACGGCUUGCACUCUUGAGUUCUUUAGGAAAGUGAAGAAAACCUGUCUAGCUGAGUUUAAUCAAUAUGCCCAUUGCAUUGACAAGAGUUCUGGAGAUAUGUCACUUCAACAGUGUCGCAAGACACAGGGUGUAUUUGACCAAUGCAUGUUGGAAAACUUGAAUUUGGAGCGUCCACCAUUUGGGUACUUCACUGAAGUUAGAGUUCAUGCUACUAAGAGACCCAAGCCUUCUAUUGAAGGAAAAGCUGUAUACCCAGAUGCAACCCCAGCUCUACCAGAAAAUGCAGAGAAGAAACCUCCUCGAUUUGGCAGCCGCUUCUACUGGAUGACCGAAUAA